This is a messenger RNA of Eleginops maclovinus (Patagonian blennie), 3638 nucleotides long. RefSeq names its product leucine-rich repeat and immunoglobulin-like domain-containing nogo receptor-interacting protein 3. The transcript has 4 exons. Gene Ontology annotation, molecular function: protein binding. NCBI's taxonomy places the organism in Eukaryota, Metazoa, Chordata, Actinopteri, Perciformes, Eleginopidae. The record is from RefSeq and is a predicted model, not a curated record. Gene Ontology annotation, cellular component: extracellular matrix. Bases 482 to 2350 code for a protein of 622 amino acids.
UACAGCAACAGCCCGCUCCUCACCCAUCCUCCCUUUCCUCUCUCAUAAUCCCACAUCCACGCCGGGGGAGAUGGAGGGCACCCUGACCCGCUGAAGAGCACUGUUUGAAGGAGAGGGAAAUCUCACCCCCCCACCCCACCCCCACCCCCCCUCUUGCGAGUGCCUGGAUCAUAUCUUUGGAUAACAACGAACAAGGAGUGAAAGGAGGUGUGUAAGCAAACGAGCCUGCCGGCGGAAGGAGGGAGUGGGAGAGAAAGAGGAGGAUGAGUGGCAGGUUUAAUACAGAUGCCAGGCUCUGAGAGUGAGGCGGAGACAGACUGAGGAGCGGAGGACCGGCACGUGUGGAGCAGCGUCUGCAACUUGCAAUUUAGCUACGCACACAGCUGGACAGAUGAGGAGGCAUCAGGGACCACGCUUCAGUCCUGGGUGUAUGGUGCACUGACCCUGCCUGCGACAGGCGAGGAGUCAGAAGACCAGGGCCAUGAUUGGCUCUCCUGGCCCUGGUGGGCGUGCCUUAGUGCCAUGGCCGAAGGUGUGGGGAUGGGUCCUGGCUGCUUCUCUGGUUGCCAUAAUAACCUUGACACUGCCAGGAAGUAGCCAGGCCUGUCCACCACGGUGCGAGUGUUCGGCUCAGCUGAGGUCGGUGUCGUGUCAGCGGCGGCGGCUCACCAACAUCCCAGAAGGCAUCCCCACGGAGACACAACUCCUGGACCUCAGCAAGAACCGGCUCCGCUGGGUGCAAGCUGGUGACCUUGCACCGUACCCACGGCUCGAGGAAGUGGACCUCAGUGAGAACCUCAUCGCCACAUUGGAGGCCAAUGCCUUCGCCAGCCUCCCAAGUCUUAAAGUGCUGAAGUUGAGGGGGAACCAGCUGAAGUUAGUUCCCAUGGGGGCUUUCGCCAAACUGGGCAAUCUUACCAGCCUGGACCUGAGCGAGAACAAGAUGGUGAUUUUAUUGGACUACACCUUCCAAGAUCUGAGGAGUCUAAAACAUUUGGAGGUGGGAGACAACGACCUGGUUUAUAUCUCCCACAAGGCAUUCUCAGGGCUGCUGGGGCUGGAAGAACUCACAAUAGAGCGCUGCAACCUGACAUCCAUUUCUGGCCAGACGCUCUCGUACCUGCGCAGCCUGAUUACUCUCCGGCUUCGUCACCUCAGCAUCAUUGCCCUAGAGGACCAAAACUUCCGCAAGCUGUCCAACCUGCGGGGCCUGGACAUCGAUCAUUGGCCCUACCUGGAGUACAUCUCCCCUUAUAGUUUCCAGGGCCUGGACCUCCACUGGCUCUCCAUCACCAACACCAACAUCACAUCCGUCCCCUCCGCUUCCUUCAAGAACCAGGUGCACCUCACCCACCUCAACCUGUCCUACAAUCCCAUCACCACACUGGAGCCCUGGGCCUUCAAGGACCUGCUGAGGCUGAAGGAGCUCAUCAUGGUAAGCACAGGGUUGGUGACAGUGGAGCUCCAUGCCUUCGGAGGCCUUCGACAGAUCCGGGUCCUCAACUUCUCCUCCAACGACCUGCAGACUUUGGAAGAGGGCUCCUUCCACUCUGUGAACAGUCUGGAGACCCUCAGAGUGGACGGGAAUCCCCUGAUGUGUGACUGCCGUCUGUUGUGGAUCCUGCAAAGACGCAAGACCCUCAACUUUGACGGCAGAGUGCCGGUGUGUGCGGGGCCGGUGGAGGUGCAAGGGGUCAGCCUGAGCACCUUCACCGAUUCUGCACUCUUCGAUCACUUUACAUGCCAGAAACCUAAGAUACGCAACCGUAAGAUGCAGCAGGUCGUUGCUCGUGAGGGCCAACCCGUGAGCUUUCUGUGUCGGGCUGAAGGAGAACCUGCACCUGCUAUUAUCUGGAUUUCCCCACAGCGCCGGCGGAUCACAGCAAAGAAUUCAGGGCGCAUUACUGUCCUCCCGAGCGGCACCUUAGAGAUCCGCUACGCCCAGCUCACUGACAGCGGUACAUACAUCUGCAUCGCCAGUAACGCCGGAGGCAAUGACACCUACUUUGCCACACUCACAGUUCGCAGCCAGCCGCUAGAUGCUGCUUCAGCUUUCUUUCUCAACCGCUCGCUGUACGGCGGCGAGUUCUUCAACGACACAAAUCUGAACAGCACGCGCGUUUUCCUCAAGUUCACUUUGGACCUGACCACCAUCUUGGUCUCCACAGCCAUGGGCUGCAUCACCUUCCUCGGGGUUGUUCUCUUCUGUUUCCUGCUGUUGUUCGUGUGGAGCCGGGGACGCGGUCAACGCAAGAACAACUUCACAGUGGAGUACUCCUUCCGGAAAUCUGAACCUGCCACUGGUAGCUCCUCAGGAGGGACCAGGAAGUUCAACAUGAAAAUGAUAUGAAACAACGCAGCCAGGGGUCCCUUGGGGGAGGCAUGAGCACGUCCCAAAAACGUGUUUGACACACGCAAACACACACAGCAACUGACUCGCAAAGAAGGUUGAAAGCAAAAUAUGUUUUUGUCUAUGGCUCUAUUCAAAAUCAAGCGCCGACUUUAAACCGAAGCCAUUACUCAAUUUGGUUUGUGAAUGAAAACAAAAUGACCCUGAUCUGCCUUUCGGUCUUAUUCAGCUUGUGUUGAAAAUCAUGUAAAAGCUAUUCCUAGUCCAUGCUUGAUAAGAGUUAAGAAUAAAAGAGAUAAGUUUUAUGAAUUGGCAUGAUGACGAGCUGCGGGACACCGGUAGCCCUUUAUCUCUUUCUCUCUUACAAUAAUGAGAUAAUGAAAAGGAAUUCCUCUUCAAUUUAAAUUUCCCUUUAUUGUAUUUUGUGCAGUAAGGGAUUUUAAAAUGAAUUUGAUGAAGAGAGACCUGGCUACCAUCCAUUUAUAGAACCUGUAUUUAUGCUCUUCUAAAGUCUGUAAGUAUAUUCAAAUGCAAUUAAAAGUUAAGUUGUAAAUUCACAGAAUAAAACAAAUUGUUUUAAAUUGAAUAUGUUUUUCUAUAAAACAGAUACCUUUAUCUAUUCUUAAUGAGCUCUGGAUUUAGACCAUUCACAUAAAGUACAAAAACACUUGACCUUUUCUUCUUUGUGAGAUUUUACGACAACUGAAGCUGUGUGAGUUUGGGGCGAGCGCUCUGACCGAGAGCUGCCCUGGCUGCCCGCGGCCCGGAGGGUUUGGUUAGGAAGUCAACACCAUCGGACGCGGGCAGCCAAGGUAACCACAGCAACCAACACGGUAGAGAGCAAUGGGAACCGAGCUGGUAGCCGCAGGAAGGUCGCUUGGUAAAUCACAAGCCCUGUUCAUGCACUUUCAUCAACAGGAGAGGGUCAACCUGCCGGCCUCUACCCUUUGUCCCGCCCUCUGCUGCGUUGGUGGACGCCUGACCUUCCCAGCGCUGCCAGGGGGGAGCAGCCCGGAGCGUCAGGUCAAACUCAGAGGCAAACAGAGGACACACAGGAACGCUGCUGUGGUCUUCACAUUGAAAACAUACAUAGCAACACAUGCAUAGCACCUUUUCUCAGGAAAAGUGAAAUAACUAUCCUACAGAGUGGCACACAUACAUGCUCUGUUUAAAUAUUACAUUCCAGCAAUACUGUAAGUAGAGCCAUAAAGCCAACAUUAAUGUCAAUGUUUGAGUGAAGAAACAAAGCCAUAGUAUGUAUAGGUCGUUUUUUUUAUACGGUAGCGUG